Messenger RNA from Brassica oleracea var. oleracea, 594 nucleotides. RefSeq names its product heavy metal-associated isoprenylated plant protein 26. NCBI's taxonomy places the organism in Eukaryota, Viridiplantae, Streptophyta, Magnoliopsida, Brassicales, Brassicaceae. The transcript is spliced from 2 exons. Gene Ontology annotation, molecular function: metal ion binding. Bases 118 to 594 code for a protein of 158 amino acids. The record is from RefSeq and is a predicted model, not a curated record.
CAAAACAAAUAUCCAUACAAACACAACACAUAUUUGAGAGACACAGAGGAAGAGAAUAACCCAUUCGUAGUUUUCUUGCAAACAUAAAAAAAAAAAACCAAAAAUCAGAACAAGAAGAUGGGAGUUGGAGGAACAUUAGAGUAUAUAUCUGAGCUAAUAGGAAGUGGAGGAAGUCAUAGCUAUGGCAAGAGGAAGAAGAAGAAGCAGUUUCAGACAGUAGAGCUCAAAGUUAGAAUGGAUUGUGAUGGUUGUGUCCUCAAGGUCAAAAACUCUCUAUCUUCUCUAAAAGGAGUUAAAUCGGUGGAGAUAAACAAGAAGCAGCAAAAGGUGACGGUGAGUGGUUACGCGGAAGCGAGCAAGGUGCUGAAGAAGGCGAAAUCGACGGGGAAGAAGGCUGAGAUAUGGCCUUACGUUCCGUACAACUUGGUGGCUCAGCCGUACAUAGCUCAGGCUUACGACAAGAAGGCGCCACCUGGUUACGUUAGAAAAAUGGACCCAUACGUCACCACCGGGACGAUGGCCGUCGACAACGAUGACCCUUCUUACACUUCUAUGUUUAGUGAUGAUAAUCCUAAUGCUUGCUCUAUUAUGUAA